CCAAGCUACAUACAUAAUCCCAGCUAAUCUCAAGUGGCGACACUGAUCAGGCUAAGCAAGGGAGUCCCGGGGGCUAUGUAAUGUGCAUGUGCUCCGAAACAAAUUUUUCGUAUAAAAACCACUGUGGCUGCGUCCAUGUCAUGUAGCAACUGCUGGUCAGGUUUAUACGCUAGUCGAUCGCAAAAGUAUACUGUUUACCUCAGUGUCAUUCCUCAUCAUGCACUUCAAACUUUACGGCGUUGGCGUUCUAGGUCUACUCUCCACUGUGUAUGCUGCCCCUUCCACUGGUAACCGUCCAGGAACCAACGACAAAUCUACCCUCUUGAAAGCCAGAACAGAAUCCUCCCCGGCCGCUGAACUCAAAAUAUAUUUCACAGGAUGGGCCAAAGGCAGCUCAGACCCAAUUACAGUGCCCCCCCGAGUCCAACAACGAACGCAAAAAGCAUUGGAUCAGAUCUGGAAACUGGACUCGAAUAAAGAAUGUAUAUACAUGACGAGUUACGUUGGCGACGUUGAGGGGCGUUACAUUUUCCAGAUUUAUGGAAUACCUGGAUGCUACAAGGAUGAGGGGCGCCGGUGUUUUGUAACCGUUCCAAGCUCUGGGGAUGGGGAUGGAGAAGCAACACUAUCCAUGGCUUAGUAUUUGCUUACCAUGACGAAGCUUAUAGCUCAAAAAUCCAAUCGAAUUGAAUUUGAGCAGGAGAAUUUGCACGCGCAAAUCUUAUCAUUGCAUUGUGCAAGCAAAUGUACAUAUCAAGGUUUGGUUAGCUCGGAGAAUGUCGUAGAGGACUGCAAGCA
Molecule: messenger RNA, 798 nt
Organism: Lentinula edodes (shiitake mushroom)
Lineage: Eukaryota; Fungi; Basidiomycota; Agaricomycetes; Agaricales; Omphalotaceae
Exons: 2
Coding region: 218-640 (140 amino acids)
Source: RefSeq, a predicted model, not a curated record